GUCCUUUGUAACCUUCCUGGGUUGCGGCCUAGUCCUUGCGGCCAAGAUGGCGGCUCCCUCGGAGAGGCCUCUGGUCGAGGCGGCCAAACCCUUACUGGGGCUCCUGAACGGCAUCGCCCAGGCCUCCUACUACGGCAACGCGGAGAUCACGGAGGAGCUGCUGCGGGAACAGCUGUAUCCGGAUGUGGCGCCGCAGGAGUUCCGGGCGCUGCAGGUCAAGAUGACGGGCGUCGUCAAGUCAAUUGCUUCCGCUGACAUGGAUUCCAACCAACUGGAGGCUUUUUUGACUGCCCAGACCAAAAAACCAGGCGGCAUCACAAGCGACCAAGCGGCGGUUGUGGCAAAAUUUUGGAAGAACCACCGAGCAAAAAUUCGAGACAGCCUGGUAAAUCAAAGCAGGUGGGAAAAUACCUUGAAAAACAUAAACUGGAGAGUGGACGUAAAGUCACAGUCAAGAUACAUGGACCAGUUAAACAGUCCCGUGGCCAUAGUCGAAAUGGAGCUUGGAAAGAAUGGUCAGGAAUCUGAAUUUUUGACUCUGGAGUUCGAUGAGAACAAACUGAAUCAAAUGCUGAAGAAACUUUCCGAGAUUGAAGGCAGAAUUACUUCCCUGACCCAAGCAACCUAAUCUUCGUGCUAAAACACUGCGCAUUUCGGAAGAAGGUUGAUUUCAGUAAUGACUAUUAAUUUUUUUUAUCCACCCAAUGUGGUUGUUAUAAACGUGCUUUACAGCCACAUCUGUCUGGUAUUGGAAUAAAGCCAAUGAAAAUCUAA
Sphaerodactylus townsendi is the source of this 774-nucleotide messenger RNA. RefSeq names its product copper metabolism domain containing 1 (gene COMMD1). Gene Ontology annotation, cellular component: endosome. The record is from RefSeq and is a predicted model, not a curated record. The transcript has 3 exons. Lineage: Eukaryota; Metazoa; Chordata; Lepidosauria; Squamata; Sphaerodactylidae. Gene Ontology annotation, biological process: regulation of proteasomal ubiquitin-dependent protein catabolic process; positive regulation of protein ubiquitination; negative regulation of protein localization to cell surface. The coding region runs from base 47 to 628 and encodes 193 amino acids.